AUGGUUGACAAACCCAACCAUACUAGCAAUAAUAGUAGCAUGAAAGGUCAGUCAACCGAUCUGGAACGAACUGUUCCAUCUUUAUCAAAUGUUUUCCAAGAUGAAGAUACUGGGGCAUCUGAAACAAAACAAGCCGCUUCAAGUGUAGAAGUUAGUUCUCCGGUAAUUAAACAUAUUUUAGAUUCUAAUAAAAAUAUCGAUCUUUUUAACGCUCUUAAACAAGUUACCCAGGUGGUUUCUGUGUUAAAUACCAUAAGAGAAAACGUUGAUUUAAAAUUUAACGAUAUUUAUAAAGACGCCCAAGGUAUUGCUAUAAAGUUAAAUGUUGAACCAAAAAUACCUCGAACAUGCAGCAAUCAAAAAAAUAGAAGCAAUGUCCCGUUUAAUAAUAUUGAAGAUUUUUACAAAAAAACUAUUUUUAUACCGUAUUUGGACGAUUUAAUAAUGGCAUUAAAUGAAAGAUUUUUUCCUCAUAAUGAAACUAUAAUUUCAUUACAAUUUGUCUUACCUCGUAUCAUAGUUGAAAAACCAUUUUUUAAUUUAAAAAAAGCUGUCGAAUUUUAUAAAAGUGAUUUACCUGGGCUAAACGACAUUAUAGAAGCAGAGUAUGAAAUUUGGCAGGCUAAAUGGAAAAAUAUUGAAGAAAACUUAAGACCUGCAACUGCUAUAGAAGCUCUAAGAGCCUGUGAUCGUUUAAUGUACCCUAACAUAUUUGAAUUACUAAAAAUACUAGCUAUAAUUCCAGUAUCCACCGCUACGGCUGAACGCAGCUUUUCUACUCUUAGAAGACUUAAAACAUAUUUAAGAAAUACAACUUCUGAGUCCAGGCUAGUAGGACUAGCACUUUUAUCCAUUCACCGAGACAUUGAUGUAAAUGAUGAUAUGGUAUUAGACAAAUUUGCCAACAGUGGUAAAGAGAGAAAUUUGAAUUUAAUAUAA
Molecule: messenger RNA, 939 nt
Organism: Adelges cooleyi (spruce gall adelgid)
Lineage: Eukaryota; Metazoa; Arthropoda; Insecta; Hemiptera; Adelgidae
Product: 52 kDa repressor of the inhibitor of the protein kinase-like
Exons: 3
Coding region: 1-939 (312 amino acids)
Molecular function (GO): protein dimerization activity
Source: RefSeq, a predicted model, not a curated record